AGACGCAAGGCUGAGUUAGGACAGGCAGGACAGCCCCGGGCUUUGCCACCCAGGCUCCUGCACCCCACCCCCGGCAGCCCCCGGCGCCAUCGCGGUUCCGGGUCCCUGGUGGUGGGAACCUCCCCUCGCCGCGGCCAGCCCGGCGUGGCGGUGGGCACCGGGAAGUCGGCGCAGCGCGGCGCUCGCUUUGCGGCGCGACCGUAAAGCGCCGUCUUUCUCCGGGGACGUCGCCGAGCCCGAGUCGCCGUCGCGGUUGUCGUCCGCCCCGGGUAGCUGCCGCCUGGUGGCUUUCCGCUUCUCCUGUGGGUCUGGAUUUCGUGGUGGCCCUUGGGGAAGGCGCGGGGCUGUGACUUGGGGAGGGCCGUUGGGGAACGGCAGGGCGGCCCGAUCCUUAGCGCCCUCCAGCCUCGGCGCUGUCCGGGCCUGCGCGGCGGGCGCCAGUGGCGGGUCCCCCCGCUGUCACCAGCCCGACGAGGCCGCCUGCCCGGCGCCCAUGGCCGGCCGCUCGCUGGGGAAGGCCGUGGCCGCCGUGUCUGUGUCUGUGGCCCUGGCCUGGGUGGCUGUGCGCGCUGCCGCGGGCUGCCGCCGCAUCCCGGCCUACAGAGACUCAUUUUCGUCUUGUUGGAUUCAUCAUAAUUACAACAAUAUGUCUAAGUCUAUUAGUGCCAAAAACAAUUUCCACAAGAAAGCACGGACAUCUCCGUACCCAGGCUCAAAAGUGCAGCGUAGCAAGGUUCCUGAUGACAAGGUGGGCUGGCUGGUGGAGUGGCAGGACUACAACCCUGUGGAGUACACGGCAGUGUCUGUCCUGGCUGGACCCGAGUGGGCGGAUCCUCAGAUCAGUGAAACUAACUUUUCCCCCAAAUUUAAUGAAAAGGAUGGGCAUGUUGAGAGAAAGAGCCAGAACGGCCUGUAUGAGGUUCAAAAUGGAAGACCUAGAAAUCCUGUAGGUCGGACAGGACUGGUUGGCCGCGGGCUUUUGGGACGGUGGGGCCCAAAUCAUGCUGCAGAUCCCAUCAUAACCAGGUGGAAAAAAGAUAGCAGUGGAAAUAAAAUCACCCACCCUGUUUCUGGGAAACGCAUCUUACAGUUUGUUGCAAUAAAACGAAAAGACUGUGGAGAAUGGGCAAUCCCAGGGGGCAUGGUGGACCCAGGAGAGAAGAUUAGUGCCGCACUGAAAAGAGAAUUUGGUGAGGAAGCUCUCAACUCCUUACAGAAAUCCAGUGCUGAAAAGAAAAAAAUAGAGGAACAAUUGCACCGACUCUUCAGCCAAGACCAUCUAGUGAUAUAUAAGGGAUAUGUUGAUGACCCUCGAAACACUGAUAAUGCCUGGAUGGAGACGGAAGCUGUGAACUACCAUGAUGAAACAGGUGAGGUCAUGGAUAAUCUCACCCUAGAAGCUGGAGAUGAUGCUGGCAAGGUGAAAUGGGUGGACAUCAGUGAUCAACUUGAGCUGUAUGCCAGUCACUCUCAGUUCAUCAAGCUCGUGGCUGAGAAACGGAACGCGCACUGGAAUGCGGAGUCGGAAGCUGACUGCCAGGGCUUGUAGCUGGUGGCCCCUCGGGAGCCAGAGGCCAGCCAGGGAGCAUGUGCAAGAAACGGCCCGGUACAGCACUCAGACCGCGGAAGUGGACAAGGUAGCUGCUUGGCCUGUGCACUUUCAAAGCUUCCCAGUUAGAAGGUCUUGUAUGAACUUGAAAUGAAUAAAUACGAAACAAAACACGGAAUUUUCAGCUUUCUGGUCAAAAGAUACAAAAAGAAUCAUUCUAAAAAUAGAAUGGCCUGCUUUAAACUACAAUUAAGUCAUUUCCUUCCUUUGAAGAAUGCUGGUUAGAAUAAGUUCCUGAUCGGCCCUGACUGCUACUUUUGUUUUCUCUCUGGGUCUCAACCACCUGCUCCUCUGAGAUCUCAGAGUCCCAGCACCUCAGGCCUCUCCUGGAGCAGCAUCCCUGACUGUGCUUGCUCAGCCUGGCUGUCCUUUAAGUUAUUUGCUUCACAUUUUGCUUUGUAUGAUUUUAUACUCAAGUUCAUUUCGAAAGCAGAAACUGAUGUGUGCUUGACUAUAGUCGUCCAUUUUAUGAUCAUUUCAGUUAUCCUUUAGUCAGUAAAAAUUAAAAAUAAAUAAGCAUUUAUACCCUCCUUUCCAGCCAAUCUGAAUUUUAAAAGUAUGUCCAAGGAAUUAGCAAUAUAAAUAUUUUUUAUUUCAUUCUGUUCUUAGCUGCUGUAUAAGCCAAUUUAAAAAUAAAUAUUCUUAAAGGAAUUAAAAUCAGGGAGAGAUGGAGGUCUUUGUGUGUUAAAAGUGUUUUUGUUAGGAAGAGAAUGGUAAGGAUGAAAAUCGGCUUUUGGGACACAUGUAGUCAUCAUAAGUUCCAGAGAAAAGAAAAGGAAUCUCUUGGGAGGCAGAAAAGGAAAGCUAACCCUUCUCGUUGGACGCAUGUUCUUUUGAGGGUAUUCAUUAGGCAGUUCUGUACACUAACUCCUUCCACCUGCAACAGGGGCCAUGCAGCAUCAUCAUUAUUCCAGCUGAGUUACAGGUGGAACAUCGGAAGAGUGGUAGGGAACAGAUGGUGGUUCUCUUCUCAUGGUUGAAGCUACGAGCUACUCUGCAGCUUAAGAACAGAAGUUGGGAUAAAAUAAAGUAGGAUUAUUUAUUUUUAAAUCUGACAUCAAAACUUGGUGGGUGGUAAGCCUAAGCUGGACUAAAGGGGGCCUCUUCUGUCCGCAGUGUGAAGGUGAGGCUUGUGAGGGACACUGGGGUGUUUGAUUCAGGGUGCUUUGAACCACUCUGGUGAGUUAGUGAGGCUUAUGCACAGUUUUAAUUUUUUUUUAAAGGUUUAAAAUAUUGAAUUCUAGAGCAUAUAAUAAGGGACUUACUUGACAGAUGUCACCUGCCCAGUGGUGAGGGGCUGGAUGGACUUCGCCCAGUUUGAAGGAGUCAGUUCCUGUUAACUGGCAAGAAGAACGUGCUUUUUCCUGACAUUGAGUAAAUUUCUCCAUACUUGAAUCUACUUAGAGAAGUUCUUAAAAAAAGUUCAGCAGUUCUCCAAAAAGCUGUUAAAACUAUGACACGAUCCCCAUAUAAAUUGUCUUAAAUUUUAUUAGUUUAAAAAGCAGUGUGACAGGGAGGCAGGGAAGGAGAAGGUGAGAGAGGUUUUCCAUCCACUGGUUCACUCCUCAAAAGCCACGAGAACUGUGUAAGGUCAGACUCCAGCCGGAAGCCUGGAACUCCAUCUUGGUCUCCCCCAGUGGUAACUGGGAUCCAGGUACUUGGGUCAUUGUAUGCUACCUUUGCAGGUGAUGUUGCACAUGGUGUCACAACACCAGCCCCUCUGAAUAAAUUCUUUGCUCCAUUUUUGAGUUUCCAUUGGAACAUUUAGAAGGUAUGAAAAAUGAUAAAACCAGUAUCAACUAUAAAUUACACAGGGGCAGAUAAUCUGAUAACUGAAUAUUCUAACAGAGAAAAAACAGAUUAAAAUGGUAAAAGCAUUCCAAAAGGCAUAUCUGUUUGAAUAUUAGGUAAUAUUCUCUUCAUAUUUGCUUUAUAUUUCCAAUAUAAGGAUAUACUUUUUUAGAUACAUUUGGUAAUAUAUAAAGCAAUAGAAAGUUUACUGAAUGAUUGUUAUGUAAUUUAAUCCUCAUGACAAUCCUGGGAAAUUAUGUGAUGUUAUUUUCAUUUUAUAAAUGAAGGAAUUUAUAGGUUAUCCAAAAUUUCAUUCAGUAAAAUAGAGCUAAGCUUUGCCUAACGCCACAUCUAUUCCCAGUCUAUUGCAUCCCUUGCUAAGGUCAUCAAUCUGUGAUUCAUUACUGUUAAGUAUGCAACUUGGAAGGCUGUGCUACAUAGGAAUGAAGUGGUUGUAUUAUCCAUCCUAAUGCAGUCAUACUUAAUGAUGGGAAAUUUAAGGGCCACACUGAUUUGGCUAGUAUUUUGAAACUGUUUACAUAAUUUUGGCCAAAGUUUUAAUAAUAUCUUAACCUAAGAAUAAAUGGCUAAAAUCAGUGUUUGUUUUGCCAGCUUAGAUUCUUGAGCUUUUGGAAUCAUUUCAGACUCAAAAGCUUUUUGCUGUGUUUACACAAGAUCAUGGUUAUCUAAAAAAGCUAGAUAUUUGUUAAAGCAGCGACGUGAACAUGCUAGCAACUCUGAGAGACUACUCCCAUUUACCAGGGCAUGUCUCCUUAUGCUUGGCACUGCUGGGGCUUGGUGUUUAUAACGAAUUUGAAAAGACAGCACUUGAAGAAAGCAUUUCUAAUUACUCUGAUUGUUUACACUUUCUUUCAUAAUGUUACAAAUUUAC
Messenger RNA from Ochotona curzoniae (black-lipped pika), 4292 nucleotides. RefSeq names its product nudix hydrolase 9 (gene NUDT9). The transcript has 8 exons. Gene Ontology annotation, cellular component: mitochondrion. Bases 494 to 1549 code for a protein of 351 amino acids. Gene Ontology annotation, molecular function: ADP-ribose diphosphatase activity. Lineage: Eukaryota; Metazoa; Chordata; Mammalia; Lagomorpha; Ochotonidae. The record is from RefSeq and is a predicted model, not a curated record.